AUGGGAUGCUCUAUGUCUAGUAUUGUAUUCCAACCUCCCCCUCCCAAAGUCCGCCAGCUUUGUUCCAGUCUUUGCCUCAAAACUGCAGACGGCAAUAUGAUCCCAGCAAAAUUUUUUAACUUCAAUCGCAAAUACACUAUUCUCAUGUCCCAUGGCAAUGCAGAAGAUAUCACCAGAGUUGAAAGCUGGGUUCAGCGAGUGUUUGUUCAUAAAAUAAAAGCAAAUGUGAUGCUUUAUGAGUAUACAGGCUAUUCUGAUACCUCAAUAGAGCCUAGUGAAAAAUACGUUUAUUCAGACUGUGAAGCUGCCUUAUGAUUUCUUACUGAAAUUCUAAAAAUCCCCAUAAACAGAAUUGUUUUAUACGGAAGGUCGCUAGGGUCAGGUCCAAGCUGCUAUUUAGCUGAAAAAUAUCCAGAACUAGGAGGCCUAAUCCUUCAGACUCCUCUCAGCUCAAUUUAUCGAGUAAUUUUAGAAUUUCGAUUUACACUGCCUGGAGAUAUGUUUGCCAAUAUCGACAGAAUGAAAAAUAUUACUAUUCCUUUGCUUAUCAUACAUGGAACCCGAGACGAAAUUGUUCCUAUGCAGCAUGCCAAGGAGCUCUAUAAAAUCGCCAAAAGUCAAAAAAAGCAAACUUAUUAUAUAGAAGGAGCUGGGCACAACAACAUAGAAUCUGUUGCAGGGCAGCCUUUGUUUGAUACAAUGCAAAGUUUUAUUGAUAGUUUAGAUUGCUAA
Blepharisma stoltei is the source of this 732-nucleotide messenger RNA. The record is from the annotation of a GenBank genome assembly. NCBI's taxonomy places the organism in Eukaryota, Ciliophora, Heterotrichea, Heterotrichida, Blepharismidae.